Messenger RNA from Stomoxys calcitrans (stable fly), 1075 nucleotides. Its product is annotated as fibrinogen C domain-containing protein 1. The transcript has 6 exons. Lineage: Eukaryota; Metazoa; Arthropoda; Insecta; Diptera; Muscidae. The record is from RefSeq and is a predicted model, not a curated record. Bases 43 to 1005 code for a protein of 320 amino acids.
UAUUUACACUUCGAACGACUAAGACUUAAAAUUGAGUGCAAAAUGUUUAAAGCAAUUCCUUGGUCUUGGCAGCUGCCACUGGCAUUUAUUAUCUGUUGUAGUGAAUUUUAUAUUCCAACCCAUGGUGGGUGGGUGAAUGAUUUUCACCAGAAUGAAACUACUUUGGAUGUUAUAGAGGCGAUGAUACGACGUCAAACGCUAAUCAACAGUUUAGAUGGCAUGAAAAAGUCUGUAGAACAAUUAAAUUUUAGAUCAUAUAUCGAAGAAAAUGAUGAGAGAGAUCCUGAAAUGUUUGAUAUACGCAUUGAUGCUUUACCCGAAAAAUGUCAAAUACUAGGUACCCCCAGAAGUUGUGCCGAAGCAACCGCUUGCACCCAACGCAGUGGCUAUUACCACAUAAAAAUUGAUCAGUUUAGUAAUGCCUCCUUCCUGGUGCAAUGUGAUGCUCAUACCGAAGGAGGUGGCUGGACGGUAAUACAGCGACGUCAAGAUGGCUCCGUUGAUUUCUAUAGACCUUGGGAUGAUUACAAAGCCGGUUUUGGGGAGGUUGAAGGAGAAUUCUUCAUUGGUUUGGAUAGGCUACAUGCUCUGACCAAUUACCAGGGUGUGCAGGAGUUGAUUAUACAAAUGGAACAUCUCAAUGAGACCAAUGGCAAUAAGGUGACUUCCGCGCAGGCCAAAUACGAUUCCUUUGCCAUUGGUGCAGAAUGUGAUAAGUACAACUUGAAGAGGAUUGGCAAAUAUUCGGGAACAGCAGGUGAUUCCUUGCAAAUUCAUAUUGGAUGUAAAUUUUCAACCAAAGAUCAGGAUAAUGAUAAGCAUGCCAGUAAGAAUUGUGCAGAGUCGUAUUUGGGUGGUUGGUGGUAUAAUAGUUGCCAUUGGAGUAACCUGAAUGGACACUAUGGCGAUGUUAAUCAUGGCAAAGGAAUUAAUUGGAGAACUUGGAUGGGUCACACUGUCUCCUUGAAAUAUGUUCAAAUGAUGAUACGACGCCAUAGGUGUUAAAUGGCUUUAUCCCUGGAUGCUGUUGGUCUCAAAAAUAAUAAAUUUUAGCUUAAGUCUACAACAAAUUCAA